CCUCGCACCCGAGCAACCACGAGCUUUUAGGGCCGAAAAUUCGUGAAAGGGUAAAAGCGACUUCAGCUCCGAGCUCCCCCGUGACUGAUGAGAGCUUGGAUUGAAUUACACCAACGCACUCAAGGCAAAAAUGUCUGAAAUUGGGCUGUCGAGCCGAGCCAGUCGGUGUGGCUUUCCAGCUUUCCCUGCUAAUUUCGCGAGCCCCCGAUGCCCAAAUGGGAUGUUCUCCUACUCGUGCAGCUCAGGGGGCUCCUGCAGAGAUCUCCCCGGCUCAGGAAACCCAGCUGGUUCCCCCAGCUGUGCAGAUGCUGCUUCUCCCCAGCUACCUGCAGGGCUGCAGAGGCUUCCCGCUGCUCGGGGAGAAGGGCCGGGCAAGUUUGGCACAAUGUAGGCGCAGGGGGAGCGAAGGCAGCGGGUUUUGUUCCCCGUGUCAUGCCUUUCUCCUUUAAAAGAAAGCUUCGCUGGGAAAGAGGGGAUGCUAAUGAAAGGAAGCCAGAGAAAGCAGCUCCUCUCCCCUCUGUCCUCCCCACCACCGGCCCUACAAGACAAAGGUGCUGCAGGAGAGGUCCGGGACAAGGCUCUUCCGAUGCGGCUACCUGCUGGUUUUGCUGCUGCAGCAAUAGGUUGAUGUCGCCAUGCAGCACUAUGGAGUGAAUGGUUACUCCCUGCACGCCAUGAACUCGCUGAGCGCCAUGUACAACCUCCACCAGCAGGCAGCCCAGCAAGCCCAGCACGCCCCCGACUACCGGCCCUCCGUGCACGCCCUCACCCUGGCAGAGAGACUGGCUGACAUCAUUUUGGAGGCACGUUAUGGAUCCCAGCACCGCAAACAAAGGCGAAGUCGCACAGCCUUCACUGCGCAGCAACUGGAGGCACUGGAAAAGACCUUCCAGAAGACUCACUAUCCAGAUGUAGUGAUGAGAGAGCGGCUGGCUAUGUGCACAAAUCUACCUGAAGCCAGAGUCCAGGUUUGGUUCAAGAACCGGAGGGCCAAAUUCCGGAAGAAGCAGCGUAGCCUGCAGAAGGAGCAGCUGCAGAAGCAGAAGGACUGUGAAGGGAGCCACAACGAGGGGAAGACAGAGCCACCCGUGCUGGAGACCCAGGCCACAACGCCAGACACUGAGAAGACCCAGAGCCUCCCAAGCGAGGUAAGCACGGACCUCAACCUCACCCUGUCGGAGCAGUCGGCCAGCGAGUCAGCACCCGAGGACCAGACCGACAGAGAGGAGGAGUUUAAGAGCACUUUGGAUGAGGCUAAAGUGGACAAGAGCCCUGGUGUGGACGGCAAGGCUUUGAACUGCAAGAGAGCAAGCCCGAAAGCAGAGUCUCCCAUCAGCGCGACGGUGACGCCUUCAUCCAGCAGUGGCCUGGCUCAGACUCACUCCUACUCCUCCUCGCCCCUGAGCCUCUUCCGCCUGCAGGAGCAAUUCCGCCAGCACAUGGCAGCCACCAACAACUUGGUCCAUUACUCCUCCUUCGAAAUGGGGACACCAUCUGCCAUGCCCUACUUGGGCAUGAACGUCAACAUGGCUCCUCUGAGCUCCCUGCACUGUCAGUCGUACUACCAGUCACUCUCCCACGCUCAGCAGGUCUGGUCCUCGCCCAUCCUGCAGGCCUCCAGCUCCCUCCCAAGCCUGAACAGUAAAACGACGAGCAUUGAGAACCUACGGCUCCGGGCAAAGCAGCACGCGGCGUCCCUUGGGCUUGACACCCUCCCCAACUGAGCCACCAUCGCCCGCGAGAUGACACACCAGAGGCUGGCACUAAAAGUGUCACUCCUUGACCCCCUGCCCACCCUCAUCUCCUCCCGGAGUAAGGUGCUCCCUUUCAGGGAAAACUUUGCAUUUGCUAACGUCUUACUAGCACCGUGAUUGCGUCAGACAUUGCUACCGGCCUGGUCUUUGCUAAAUAUUUAACGAGGAAGGGGGAGAGGAGGUGUUUAGGCAGAUGAACUGUCCCUCUGGACUGCCGUGAGUUAAGCCUGUCACGUUCAGAAAAAGCCCCCCCUCCUCAUCCCUGCGAUAAUGUGCCAACUGUGUUAUAUACACCCUUUUUUUGUUGUUGUUCUUGAGUUCUUUGGGAAAACAAAGAGUCAUGCUUUGUCUUGUACAUAGUUUAUGAUGUUGAAAGCACCCAUCACCCGUGUGUUACUGUCAGUGUUACAGAACUGUGACCUCUUUUGUUUUUAUUCCCCUUUUUUUCUCAGUUUUAGUAGCUAGUAUCAGAGUUACAAAUCAGCCAUCCUCCCGACCUCAGGUCGCAGCUAGUUGCUCUUCUUGGGUCAGUGUCCUAAAGAAAAGAUUUGCAAAAGAAAAAUGAUUUUACAUUUCACCACUCCACUUCUCUCUUCUCUGCUAAAGCCAAUUCUGUAACGGCCAGGAAAUGAUGCAAAGGUGAAUUUCCUGCUUAAGCACUUCUGAAAAGGCAAGCGUUUUUCCUUUAAUUUUUAAUGGCACUUGUUCAAAGACAGAGGACAAAAUGCUGCUGGCUAGGGAGAAAAGCAAAAUCCAAAUUCACAGGAUUAUUUUUUACUUGAUUGUCUCCUCUUUGAUCUUCGGUGAAGUGUAAAGUCCUCUGUUUACAAAUUAUGGGGUUUUCUUUCUGGAGAGCAUUUUGGUCUAGCUUUGACAAUAGAGAAUAAUAAAAACUUUGUAUGAACUCCCACUGUGUUCAUACACCAUGAAUUAUAUGGUUCUUUGACAAAACCAUGAUUAAUGCAAGCUGUGCCUAGAAAAAUGCUCCGAUCACCAAACUCUACCCUCAAGCCCUGCAGCUUCAGAACCUGGUUAGCAAGUGAAAAUGUAGCAAGUGAAAAAUAUCUGAAAUGCUGGAGGCAAAGCAGGUGAUAAGCGGGGGCUUUGUAUUCUCUGGAGCUGGGGAGGAAUAGGUAAACUUGCCAGAACAAGGUUUGCAAGUAACCAAAAUUCACCGACUACAAAGUGAUUUCAGUCAACAGCAUGGGCCUUGUUUUACUGGAAUAAGGUUUCAUUUCAGGAAUCAACCCAGAGUGGUUUUCCUUGUUGAGAAGCAAUGUUUCUGCUGAUCGAAAUUACUUUUUUUUUUUUUUUCCAAGCCAAUCCAAAUUAUUACAUUUUUUUCCCAAGCCAAAUAAAUCCUUUGAACCCACUGCACCGAGCAAAGGAAGGAAGAAAUUCACAUCUAAUCUGAUAUUGCCUAGGACCAACAAUCCAGACCGGCUCUGUGGCAGGUGCUAGGUUUGAAUCCAAAGGGUGUCAGCCGGAUCUGCCACUAAUGAAUAGCAGAGCUGGGCUAAUUUGCUGCAGACGAUCAUCUGGUCCAUACUUGAUUUAAAGAAGUGUAGAUGCAGCAUGUGCAUAGCCUACAGCCCCUCUUGCUCCUGCCUUGCUUCAUACCAAUGCAGAAGCCAUGGGUCAAAUUACCUUUUUAAACACGGGGGGAAAAGAGUGUUUUUCAGCUCUACUAAUGCCUCUUGAAAAAGCAUGUAAAUCCUGUAAAUUGAGACGUAAGAAUAGCCAAGUUUGGUGGGAAAUGAGGGUUUUAUCCCUCAUAAAGCCGUAGCAAGAGCAGAGCUCUGGAGGGGCAGUUCUUUGACCACACCAGAUUCCAAAGAAAAUGGAACAUCUUCCUUAACUAGUUCUGUUCUGCAAAAUACUCUAGUUUUGAGGUUUUCUCUCCUGCUUUAGUUUUCCUGACUUUGUCAGAUCAGGUCCCGUGACCAGCAGAAUUCUUUGCUUUGCCAAAACCAAAUGUAUUUGUAGGAAGUAGAUUUUUGGCUGACACUUUCAAAGGACUCCGACUAAAUUAAAACCUCCAAAGCACAUUUACUGUCUCCAAAAAGAUCCUUUGAACAUCCCAGCUUUCACUUUUGUAGCAGUGGGUGCCUGUCACCCAAACUGGGGACACCAGAAUAAAGCUAUAUCAUGCAAGGCAGGGACACGGAGCACAGGAGAUAAACUCCCUUGACCCAGCACUAGAUUUGUUGUGAUCCUCCGUGGGAAGACAGGACCUCCCCACCAAGCCAUGGGACAAGACUCUUCCCUUUGCCUCGGUGCAAAAAAUGAUUUUAAUAUUCAUCACCUUCACACAUCUCACACUACUCCGGUGUUUGAUCCCCUUCAUCCCCUGUGAUCCCUGCAACAGGCUGAGCAGACACCAGGAACUUCCCAGAUGGAGCAUCUGGACAUUGGGAUGGUGCCAGCCCAGCCCAGAAAGCAAACGGGGGGAAGGGACAUCUGGAUCUCUGUCAUUCCCUGGGGACCUCAGUGCAGUGUCCUGCUCAUCUGCCUCUGCCUGGUGCAGCUGUGUCAGAAUAUUUCUUAUGUUGAGAUUAUUUUUCCCAUUCUGAAUCAGGAUGAAAUUAUCUAAUAUUUAAAAAUAAACUAGUGAAAAAACACUCCACGCCUUAAAUCUGUAUAAGCCCACUGAAAUAUUUUAUGCCAAUUUUGGUUAUCUUCUUACAGUCAAAAUUAACCAAAAUUUCCGCAAUGAGAGUAAGCUUACAGGUAAUGAGAAAAUUGAUUUGGAAAUGCAAAAACUAAGAAUUUAGGCUCCUAGCUUGUAAAAGUUCCAUAAAGAAUUAUUGUCAAAACAGACUCUUUCCUGCGAAUUGUUUUAAUGCCUGUGGGCUUUAGGACUUCUUUGAUUAAAAAGAAAAAAAAAAGAAAAAAAAAAAAAGAAAAAAAGGAAAGAAAGCAGAACUCAGAAAAAGCAUAGGGAGAAACUCCACAUCCAAUUCGAGCCUGUGCAUAUAGUGGGAAGACCAAAGGGAGUGACACUACUUUGUCAUUCUUCUUUGAAUUUGAAAAACCUAAAAACUUUACCAGUGGGAAGGACCCAUGCAAAUCUCCCCUGACUUGUGAUGGAGGUGAGGUCUGCCUGUUCCCUGCUUUUCCACCAGCCCGAGCUACUUAGAAAAGUGAAGCUGUUGGUGAGCCUCAGAGACAAAACAGAAGGAAGAUUCCCUCCCCUCUGUCCCAGCUGUGAUUUGAUCCAUUUUAAAAAGCACUGAAGUUGGUGUAACACGGCUUCUUUCGUCACAGGCAUGAAAUGCCUAGAGUGUAACCCCUAGAUCCUACCCCAUCAGAUAGAAGAACUAUUAUAAAAAAAAUACUAAAAAAAAAUAAUCCUAUGUAUCUCUUUUGGAUGCUGCACCAACCCAAAGCUGGGACAUGGCAUCACUGGUAUGGCUUCAGUCACAGGCAGAUAAAUGCAAAAAGAGAAGCAACAUUUUAUGUUUUGUAAUGCAGACAUUCAAAGUGAUUUUUUAUGCAUGAAAGGAACGUUCCCCAAAUAAAUGUACAGCAUGGCCUGGAGGCUGAGAAAGGAUACGCCUGGUCCUUUAAAAACAGUGAUGGAGAGACUGAAGAGAAUCUCCCUAAUUCCUAUUCUGAGACAGGUUCUGUAUCUGGGGGUUUCCUCUGCCGGUCUGCUCCCCUCACUGUGGCUUUGCUGCCAUUCCCUCUCCUUGGUGAACCAGCUGUGGAUCCAGAUCCUGCUUACCGAAUUUUUAAAGGUUUUAGCUAUGGUCCUUGGAGGGCCCAUGAGAAAACAGGUUGCAAUAUUCAGGGUAAGAGUUUGCAGCAAAAUUUCUUCUUUGCAAGAGAUGCAUAUUAAUAAAUUAAAGGGGUGUUUAAACCAUGCAGUAGAAAUAUCAGAUACUCACUGCCAGAGAGAAAAGACCCAUUAAUGAUGCUGCAAGGCAGGAAAGAAUGUUGUUUUUUCUUUUUUUCAGUCCCCUUUUUUCCAUGCUUUUUUUUUUCCCAUCUAACAAGUUUAAAUACCCUUGGUAUUGAAUAUGGGAAUAAUGAACAAUACAAAUUUUUCCUGUACAUCCCCCACCAAAAAUCACCAUUUACAGUGUAGGUAAUACAAGAAAUGUUCCCAAACAUGAAAACAACCGUCAGCAAAUGGACCCUUCCCUGCAUUCCAUUUCUCAUUUAGGUAUUUCAUAAUGGGAUGAAUUUACACCAGCUCUAGGGUUCUGCUGAUGCACAGCCAAAGGGAGAUGCGCAGCUUUGCUGAGGAAACGCCAACAUACAACAUACGUGGGCACAGAGGAGGGAGCUGGAGCUGUUUCUUGUCCCGUGUGCUUCCAUUGGCAUGACAAUUUAAAGCAACUUCAGGACACUUCUGAAGAGUUCAUAUGAAAAGGAUUAAAUAAACCUCUGUAGAAAGGAAAUGUAAAUUAAAAUCUACCAUAUUCUAUUAGUUUAAUUACAGUAGCUAUGAAACAUAACUCAAUUAGGCUUAAAAAAAUUCAAUUACAGAAAUUUCCUGCUGUUUUUUACAAGCUGUGUUGAUUUUUCUAUUUCUCCUUUCUUACCCCUCCAUGUGCCCCUUGCUGAUUUUUUAUGAUCUGUCCUAGAGCAACACAAUACACCUCCUGUGUUUGCUAUUGAGUUAAAAAAGCUAUUUCUCCGAGUAGAUCUACUCUUAACCCAAACCCAUAGCAGAGGGGUACGAAAAGAUCAGUGCAAGAAACAAACAAAUUAAAAAAAUAAUAAUAAUCCAGCAAAACAAGAUGAAACAACCACAAAAUCCCCCGCAACAAUGUGCGUGUGUGGACUUCCUGCUGUGUCCCAAAUCAGCCUGGAGAUGAUGAAGCAUCCCCUGCUUGCCAGUCCUCAAAGGCGCUCUCUUUCAUUCCCAGCCACAUGGGCAGCAGUGGCCGUGUUGUCCCCUGCUUUCUUGGGCUGCCUGAGGAGGAGACACACAGGCAGAGAUGCCAACAUCUCUCUAUAUAACCUCUAUAACCUCUUCUGUAAAUGGGGGCCUCUUAUUGAUGACGGCUCUAAUUAGCUCCAACACUGAGCGUGGCCUCCAGACCUUGUGAGCUCAGAAUCCACCCCAGGUCAUGAAAACUUUCUGGUUUCAAAAGAACCUACCAGGACUUGUAAAGUAAGACCCAGACACUGCUCUGCACUGCUCCGAUGCCACAGGGGAGCAAUUGCAUCAAUUCCAGUGGCACAGUGCCAGAUUCACAUUGCCAUAGGACAGAGCUGAGCCCCGAUAUUCAUUUGUAAAGAAUAUAAAAUUUGUCAUGUGUUAACAAAAGUGUACAACUGUUUGGAAUAGUCUGGGUUACAAACUAAAAGCCUGUGCAAAAGCUGCGAAAUACACAAAUGAAACCCAUAGGCUGCAGCUGGCACCCUACAAAUGGCCAAAGCCUUUUCUAACCACUCUAGCUAUCAAGCAGGGCCAUCUCAAGCUGGAGAAAUUUAGGCAUGUCUGUACAAUGGAAAAUAACUUUUUGGUUUAUUUUCUCAUGCCUGGAGGCAGUCAUUUAUUUUUUUUUUUUCUCAGCUUCUGACCCAGGAUGUCCAGUUAGCUCCAAUAUGUAACUGUGUUUGUGUGUCAAACCUAUAUUGCAAAGGAACAAAGGCUUCUAAAGGAGAACAAAAGGAAAUCAAAGUAAUAUACUGUACAGAUCGCUGUAAAAUUGAGCUGUAGUGUAAGAACUUGUGCUUUAGAAUUCACUAUCAAGGAUCUCAAAUGUGUAUCAUAUUUAUUUAUUCUGGUAGGUAAAAAAGAAUAAAAAAAAAAGAGUUUAUAUUCAUUUCCAAAAAGCUGCAGCAUGAUGCUAUGUACCAAUUGUGCCAGUCCUGCUUUCUGUAAAAUUAUUGCCUGUUUUCAUACUCCGCUAAUAAAAAAGGGGAAAAAAAAAUGAGGAAAAUUUA
Molecule: messenger RNA, 7658 nt
Organism: Anas platyrhynchos (mallard)
Lineage: Eukaryota; Metazoa; Chordata; Aves; Anseriformes; Anatidae
Source: RefSeq, a predicted model, not a curated record